AUGCGUCAGAAGAGGUGGAUGGAGUUGUUAAAGGAUUAUGAUUUUGAACUAAGUUAUCAUGCUGGAAAGGCAAAUGUAGUAGUCAACGCAUUGAGUCGAAAAUCCUUAACAAUAGCUUGGAUGAGGAUCAAGGAAGAGGAGCUAGUGGAGAAAUUUGUGGAUCUUAAGUUGGAUGUGGUGUUGCCAGCUAUCGAGCAAGGGAAGCAAUGGAGAGUGUCAUGGGAUCAAGAUGGAUUGUGGAGAUUCAAGGGUAGGAUCGUUGUGCCGGAUGUUAGGACAUUGUGGCAAGAUAUAUUGAAAGAAGCACACAAGAGCGGAUUUUCUAUUCACCCUGGGAAUACUAAGAUGUACCACGAUCUGAAGGCUAUGUUCUGGUGGCUUGGUAUGAAGAAUGAUGUGGCAGAACAUGUCUCAAAGUUCCUGACGUGUCAGAAUGUGAAGAUAGAGCAUCAGUAA
Molecule: messenger RNA, 456 nt
Organism: Arachis stenosperma
Lineage: Eukaryota; Viridiplantae; Streptophyta; Magnoliopsida; Fabales; Fabaceae
Exons: 2
Coding region: 1-456 (151 amino acids)
Source: RefSeq, a predicted model, not a curated record